AUGAUGGCUACAACCAAUAAAACCUUUGUCGAAAAGCAGCAUCAGUUUUCAGAUACAUCCUGUCAAGAGAGAUCUAUCAUGAUUGACAAACUUAUUGACUGUGCAGCAGACAUCAUCGAUUCCAUUUGGACAAACAACCGCUCCACUAAGAUCAUGUCAACGGCACGCUUCAUCCGAGAAAUACUCAAGAGAUCAAGAGCAACAUAUUCGAUGCUGCAAUUGGCGUUAUUCUACAUUUUCCGUAUCAAAAAGAUUAUUUUUGAACGAUUGCAACAACCUCUUACAAGUAACGAGCUGGUAUGCUGUGGUAGACGCAUGUUUCUAGCAGCCCUGAUGGUCGCUUCCAAGUAUUUGAAUGACAAAAACUAUCGCAACAAAACUUGGGCCAAGAUUGCGAGUUUGAAUGUUACUGAAAUCAACGCUACAGAGAUGGUUUUUUUGAAACUCAUUGAUUAUCAAUUGUAUGUAAGCAAACCACUUUACGACAAGUGGGUUUCUCUAUUACACGACCAUAUCCAGAAGAAGAGUUUUAUUGCUAUUGCAAAGCAAAAGCAGGAUAUGAAUUACUAUUACUCCGUGCUCAACACAUCUCAUCAACAACAACAACACCAGCUUCAUCAUCACCAUAUUUCUCCUUACCAGCAUCUUUGUCCUCAUCCUCAUCAUCCAUAUACCUCUCCUGCUUCUUCUUCUUCCUGCAGUAGCUCUCCCGACACAUCGGCUACCUCUACGCCUCCUCCUCCUCCUCAACUUCACACUGUUCCCGCUCCUGCUGUGAUGGAGAUGCAUCAGACCCCUCCGCUCGUGUUUGGUAGAAAAAGAUCCUUGUCUAUUAAUCACUACCAUGACAAUGUGGAUAACAUCCGUAAGAUCAAGCAUUUGCGACACGCCUAA
This is a messenger RNA of Mucor velutinosus, 894 nucleotides long. RefSeq lists its product as uncharacterized. The coding region runs from base 1 to 894 and encodes 297 amino acids. The transcript has a single exon. Gene Ontology annotation, molecular function: cyclin-dependent protein serine/threonine kinase regulator activity; protein kinase binding. NCBI's taxonomy places the organism in Eukaryota, Fungi, Mucoromycota, Mucoromycetes, Mucorales, Mucoraceae. The record is from RefSeq and is a predicted model, not a curated record. Gene Ontology annotation, cellular component: nucleus; cyclin-dependent protein kinase holoenzyme complex. Gene Ontology annotation, biological process: regulation of cyclin-dependent protein serine/threonine kinase activity.